Necator americanus (New World hookworm) is the source of this 396-nucleotide messenger RNA. RefSeq lists its product as uncharacterized. The coding region runs from base 1 to 396 and encodes 131 amino acids. Lineage: Eukaryota; Metazoa; Nematoda; Chromadorea; Rhabditida; Ancylostomatidae. The record is from RefSeq and is a predicted model, not a curated record. The transcript has a single exon.
AUGUCAUCUACGUCCUCGGGAUCGAAACAACCCAGUCCAAUAAACCGUCUUCACAACUCUAGCAAGGACUCAACAAGUGGCGAUCAAGGAUUCCGAAGAAAGAAGACCAAGCAGAAGGGCGGUGAAGGAUUCAGAAGAAAGAAGGCCGAGCAGGAGGCGAUCGAGGAUUCAGAAGAAAGAAGACCAAACAGAAGGCCGGUGAAGGAUUCAGAAGAGAGAAGAUCGACCAGAAGCCGAUCGAGGAUCCAGAAGAAAGAAGACGGAGCAGAAGCAGCGCAAACGAGUCCAACACGACCCCCCAAGAUGCCGCGAGGAGCCGAAGGUAAGGCUUCGGAGUCACAACUCGAGAACUUUCUUGCAGCAAUGGUUGAACAAAUGCGGAUUCAACAUGAAUAA